Messenger RNA from Chironomus riparius, 5392 nucleotides. Lineage: Eukaryota; Metazoa; Arthropoda; Insecta; Diptera; Chironomidae. The record is from the annotation of a GenBank genome assembly.
GUGAAAUCGUCCAUAUUUUGUAACAAUCCAUACGCUGUUCAUGUCGUAGCUGCUGCAAUUCGAAAUUAUUUAAGUAAAUUCAAACUUUAAAUGGACUAGUGUUGCUUUAAAUUGUGCAUAAAGCCGUGUUAUUUUAAUUUAUGGGAAAAUUGAUUUUUAAAAACCUUGAACUCCAACAACAAACAUCACUGUGAAAUAAUAAUAAGAAGAAGAAACAAGCUUCAAAAAUGGUUGAAUCCCAAGAUUCGUUAUAUUCUUUGAGCUCACCUGAUCUUGACCUCGACCGGUUCGAUACUGGUGAGUUGAACCUGUUGAGUAGCCAGUUAAGUCAAAAUGGUGAAUUAAAGAGUCUCGAAAUCGACUCACAGACCCUCGUCAACAACUUGGGUUUUCUAGCUCAAGAAGAAUAUCCUCAAUAUUUUCAUGAGAUCUUAGAGAUCCCGCCACUGCCAAAUUUAGAUCAUUUACGUCAACUUCCAAAUUUAGAAGACAUGUCGGAAAACAAUUGGAAGUUUGACAUGCAAUUGAAGAGUGAAUCUGGAAAUAAGUCAUCAUGGUUGUAUUCUGGAUCACUUAAUAAAGUUUUUGUGAAGAUCAACACGCCAUUAAACGUAUAUCCAGCAUUUGUUCGUUAUGAUGUUAAUGCGGAACUAUUCAUUCGUGCCAUGAUUGUUUAUUCAUCACAGAAUGAUUUACCAGAGCCGGUUAAGAAGUGUCCAAAUCAUAAGGAAAAGUAUACUGGUUGCUUUGCUGACCACAUUUUAAGAUGCGAUAACACUGAAUCAGUUUACAGAGGAAAUGAGAAUGGUAAAGUCUUCGAAGAAAAAUUGGCAGUUUUGGUUCCAAUGAAGAACAUUGCAUCAAAUGAGCCAUUGAAGUUGACAUUUACAUGCCAAAAUAGUUGCAGUGGUGGGAUGAAUCGCAAGUCUACAUCAUUGAUUUUUACACUUGAAGAUCAAUAUCAAAAUAUCUUAGGCAGAAAGUGCAUGCACUUUAAGGUAUGCUCAUGUCCAAGACGUGACAAGGAAAAAGACGAACAAACUACAAAGACACUUCCAAAGAAGCGUAAGAUUGAAGGAAGUAAUGCUCCAUCAACAUCCAAAAAGCAACAUUUGAUGCAGAAACAAGAUUCAACUGAAACAUUGAUGAUGGAUCAAAGUCCAGUUGAAUCCCCAAUAGCUACAAUCCCAGGAACAUUUAUGAACAUUAAACAAGAACAAGACGCUCAAGUUGAGCUUAAAAUUCUAUUGCCUAAUGAUGCCUUAAAAAAGAAGGCAUUAGAUGCCGUCUACAAUGUUAUUGCAGGCGAAAUGUCUCGAAGUGGCAAUUCUGCCUUAAACUACUACCUGACUGAGCUCCAAAAACAAAUUGAUGACAAUGAAAUUUAAUGAAAAAAUAAUCAAAAAAAAUUGUAAUGUUCUCUUUAAGAUUUUACUCAGUGAAUGUAAUUACUAUAUUUUUUUGUCAUGCAUAAUUCGCUGACUUAUCCAUAACUUUUAUUAUUAUUUUUUACAAAAUAUUAAGCAAUCAGUAUAGGGCUUACGCAUUUUUGUUGUGUCUUGGGGGUCUGAUAAAAUUAAUUUUGACAUUUUGAGUGGAAAUUAGGGCAGCUAGUAAUGAGUUUUAGGAUGGAUGUGAUGUCGCAUCAUCCAAACAAGAUAAAGAUGUUUUUUGGGGUAUUUAGGUACCCUUGGUAUGGAAGCUUGGACUUUAAAUGUUGAAGUUCUUAGCAAUUUAUUUAGAAAUUGAAAAUAAUAAUAUAUGAAACUAGUGUUAUAGACACAAUCUUAGUCAAAAUCAUGUAUAACACAUAUAAAUUUGGCAAUAGCUCUUUGAAACCCGGGAAAUACUUAGUCAAAAUUAUACAAUUUUGUAUACGAACUUCCAGAUUCGUUACUUGCCCAACUAGCAAUUUUUUAAAAAUAUUUCAAACUUUAAAUAACCCAAAUUAUAUCGACACCCUCAGCAAAAAUGCUCAAAACCUUUUUAAAUAUUUUUUUAAUAAUUAAAACAAACUUUUAUUUAAGUUUAAAUGUUCAUUUUAAAAUUCAUUAAAAUAUGUUUGUGCAAUUCUUUAACAUUUGCAAUCGAAAAUCACAGGCAAAGAACUUUUUGUCAGCCCAAAAAAAUGACAAAAACUUUUCAAUUUCAAAAAGUACAAACAUAAAAAAAUAUUCACAAACGCAAAAAAAAAAUUUUAUUUCAAUAUUUUUAUUAUUAUUUGCUCCUAUUUUAUUAUUAACUGUAAAGCUGUGGCCUUGAGUGAUACGAGACAUUUUGUUUUAUUCGCUGAGAGAAAAUAAAUCAUAAAUUAUGCGUUGCUCACGCGAAACUUUGCGGAGGUCAAAGUCAAGGAUGAAAACUUAAUAAGCUGUCAUAUUUAUUGAGGGUUAUAGGCGGAUUAAUGGUUGAACAUGAUGACAAUAUUGAAAUAAUUUAUAGAUCGUGAUGUCAUAAUUUAUUGGUAGCUAUAAACGAACUUAUAGUCUAUAAUGUCAUGUUUUGUAAUUAAUCAGAUUUGCGAGGCUUAUUUCUCUAUUAUACAGAGUAUUAUGUCUUAAUUUAGAUGAUUUCUAUUGAAUUAUUAUCAAAAUAUUAAAAUUAUUUCAACACCUACUUUAAAAAAUUCAAUUUAUAUUGAGUACAUUCACAUAAUUCCAAUUUAUUCAACACUCUAGACUCCUUAGUCUAACCGAAUUACUUAUAAAAUUACAUAAUUUUCAUAGAUGUGGCAAAUUCUUUUUAUUCAAUAAUUCUCAUCAAAUUACGACUUAAUGAACUUAAGUGUAUUUUAAUAAAUUACGUCGGUAAGAGCUGUGAAUAAAUAGAAGAAGACGUAGAUACUCGAAAAUAUAAUUUGCUUAUUUAGAAGGCAAUAAAGAAAUGCUAAACAAUAGAAUGAAGAAUAAGAAGCGCCGAUCUCGAUUUUUUAAAGAGAUUAAAUCUUUUAAUACAGAUUUUGCGGGUCUAUAACUUAAAGCCUUUAAGCAUGACAUCAUCUUUGCGAAACUCUCAAUUGUCUAAUUUCAUUUCAUUCAAUACUUAAAAAUCUACUUAAUAAGCUCAAUUCGAUCUACUUCUCAUAAAUCUACUUAAUAAAAAUUAACAUUGUAAUCCUUAACGGUUCAAAAUAAAAUCAUGCAACGACAUGAACAGCAUUAGAGACAAUGUUAAUGAGCUCGAUAUUGUUCAAGGUUGAUAAUAUCCCGACAUGUGCCUAAACAGACGAACAAGUGAAGACGCGAGAAGACGAUAAAAUGAAAUGAAAUCAAUUCAGUUAAAAAAACAGGUAGAAAGAUUCAGCAAUUUACGCAAAAACUGUUGAAAUUUAAAUUGUGGAUUGAUCUCAUAGAUAUUUCCUUUAUAGCCUCAUAUGGAUGAGGUUGUUUUUUAAUCGAAUUGUAAAUUGAGGAUUGGGUUUGUUUGUAAAUGAUGUUUUUCAAAAAUGGUAAUUUUGGGGCUCUAACGGUGUGUUGAGGGGUUCCUUUACCAAUCCUUGUUAAGAACUGCUCAUUAAUAUUGCUACUUACAUCUCCCCUCCUCAUUCUCCUCUCAAAAUUUGAACGUUAUUUGUUAAUGACCCCUAAGGAAUUUCUGAGAAUAUCCAAGUCUAUAAUAAUUUACAAAUGAUUUAAGAUCCUGUUCGAAACAUCGCGAUAAUCAAAUUUAAAUCUUAAUAGAACCCAAGAUUUUUAUACAUUCUACCUAAAAUGACCUCGUCAAUAACAUGAGAAAAGUAUAUCCACAAGCAGUCUAUUUAAACAAAUAUUUAAAUGUCUUAAACAUUUUCUGUCCGAUCAUCAACCUCAUAGGCCGCAGCACACGCAUAUUAUAUCCAUAGAUGUUAAGAGUUUAAGAGAAAAAUAAUGAAAAUUAAUAUUUUUAUAAAAAUAUAGAAAAAAAAUUUAUUGAUUAAAUUUGGUGAUAGAAAAAUUUAAAAUUUUUAAUCGAAUUGAAGUUUUCAAAAUUAUAUUUUCAAAUUAUUUUUUAACUCUUAAACGUUUAAGUUUAAUUAGCAUUUAAGUCAUGUUGUCUUAAAAAUAAAAAAAAAAAAUAACAAAAUUGUUAUAAGAAAUAUGAAAAAUAAGAAUUUUAAAGAGAGAAAAUUGAUUAAUUAUAGAAUAAUGAAAAUUUGGCAGAGUUGGAAACUAGGUUGUAGUCUGAUUUAGAAAAUGUGCAAGUAGUUUGAGUAGAUGGCAUAAGAUUUAUAUAUUGAUGUGGUAUUUGAAGCUAUUACUUUAUAAUUUGAGUAGUGUAGCUAUUGUAGGGUCACUAUUUUUUUUUGGAUAAUAUUACAUGAUGCAUAUCUCUUCAUACUGAUCCAAUUUUAAUCAAGCUGAUCAAGUGAACUCAGAGCUAGUACUCAAUAUUGAUAGAUAAGCUCGAAUCCUUACUAAAUCUCAAUAUUCUUGAGUUCAAAGAUAAUGUCAAUCUUCAAAUAGUUUUAAAAUACUUUCAUCACAUCUGCAAGCUUUAAAGUCAUUUCUUCAAAGAUUCCCUCAAGUUUCCAUCUCACACCAUUCCCAUUAAAUAAGGAUCCAGUGUAAAACUUAAGACAAAAAAAACAUAGAAUAUUGCAUUUUUAAAUUUACUACGGAGUCGCUUCCUCUUAAAAAUCCACAUUAUUGCACUUAAGCUUUCAAAAAAUUCUAAUGAUCUCAAAAUGAAUUAAACAAAAAUCACCAAAAAAAAAAGACUACCACAAGAGGAAGCUCCAAAGAUGUGAGGUAGAUGAAACCAAAUUGUGAUAAUGUUUUAAUCUGAUUGCGAAGCUAACGACAAAAAUUUCACGAUCCAGCAUUCAAACCAUCAGCAAUUUGGAGAUUAAUACAAAAAAAUGGGGGUCAUGCCAAUUGAGUAGGUUAUACAGACUAUCAAUUGGGGAAUUUGAUGUUCUUUUUAUUUUUUGGUUCCUGAAAUAAUUGAGAAUAUUGAUUAUUUUUGGUAUUUUUAACCUCAGGAUAUCGAGGGAUGGGCUAUUGGGACACUUGAUAUUUUUUUGAGUGUCUGAGGCUUAGAAACAUCAACAUAUUUAAUGUUUAUUGGUACCUCUAACGAUUUAGAGCGUAAUCUCUGAUUUCUGGGGUUAAAAAUCAUGCACAAAGCUAUAAAAUAAAGAGAAUAUCAGUGAGUUUAAGUGUGAUGCUGGGUUGCUGAAGCCUCCAUUGAAACAAAUCUUUUUAUAAGCAGGAAAAACUAUAAAAUAAAGAAAAAUUAUCAAUUAAGAAUGAUAAAACUCAAUCAAAAAAUUUAUAAAACUAUAAAAAUAUAAAAAAUUGAAUUAUUUUUGCAAAACUUAAUAAUUUUCUACAAUUUAAAUUUAAUUUGAAAUAAUUAAAAAUUUAUUUGAUGAAGAUGCAGAUGUCGAGUCCAAACUCCCAUCUGACAAUAU